GAACUUUGAAGCUCUAUUAGCAAAAUGCAAGCACAUGGACCCAUAUUAAUAUUUUCAUAUUUGGAAUAUUCUGGGGCUAAAGUACCUAUGCGCAAAGUUUGGUGAAAAUGACAGGGAUUUCACUUUAACUGUGGAACGUCCUUAUAAAUCAUAAUAUUUUUUCAGACGUGCAGGAUCCGAUAAGAGCGCAUUACUUUAUGGUCUCCAUAUAUAUAUCCAGCCCGCGUUUGGAUCACGUGACCCGCCAAUUAUAUCUCGAAUGAAAAUGGCAGCAGUGUGAUACAUCAGUCAUCAUUGCCUCUGCGCAGAAUCAUGGCUGUGAAGGAAACUUAAUCAUCCAGUGAAAGGUGCUUGAAAUAAGAGUAUGUCACAGGUAACCACGUCUAAGAUGUCCGCACCAAAGGUCAAGAAAUCAAGAAGCAAGACCCCACCCGGUCAGAACGAUGCUGGGCCUAGCAUUGAUGGGAAAGACCAGCCAAGGCAACGAGGAAGGAAGCUGGAGUUUGCUGCCAAGAAACCCCUGGAAGGAAAAAAGUUUUACCUGGAACUAACGGGCCCAAGGCAGAAACAUCAGUUGUCCAAACUCAAGGAAGAUAUCGAGGAACUAGGCGGGGUUGUGGAGCAGUUUUUAUCAAAGGACCUAGCGUGCGUAAUAACCAACAGACUGGAAGCUAAGGAUGUCGAGCGGAAAUCUAAAGGUGUUCCCUCGGGUACCAGCCCAGCUGUAUCAACCCCAAGCCCUUUCCAUCAAGGCAGAGAAAGUACGCCUGGCGCCACAGAUUCGCCAGGCAACGCCACCAAGGAUUCUGGAAUUGUUACCAGGGGGAAAGCCAUCGUACAAAAAGCUACCAAGUCGCAGAUGUAUGGCACAACUGAUGUGCUGACCAAUGCAAAGAACUGGAAUAUUCCUGUCAAACACUUGGAUGUCCUGAUGAAGUACCUCAGUCGCGAGAAAGAGAAACAAAAAUUGAAUGGAAAAGACAAGAAAAAGAGCAGUAAAGAGAAGAGUGUUAUAAAGACAAAAGAGAGACAGUUGACCAAGCCAUACCUCAAGGUUGAAGAUGGACCGCGACGUCACCGGCCAAUCACCAAAGAGUUUGGAUCGUGGCCUCGUAUCCUGUUGGACACCAAGAGAGGUAGCUGCCCUUACGACCCCAAGACUCGCAAUGAGGGCCACGUCCAAGGAGCAGAAAGGACCCAGGAUCGCCCUGAUGCCAGCCAGAGAACACCUGAUGUUAGUCACCGGCAGAAGGAGCUCAGUAGAAGCCAAUCUCUGAGCAAGAAGGCCAUGAGUAAGGCAGCCAAACAGAGGGAAGCAACUGCGUCCAAAAGUAAACUUGCAGCCAAAAGGGGCUUUUGUGAGUUCUGCAAUGUCAAGUACAGCAAUCUGGAAAAGCAUCUGGACACGGAACAACACAAGCAGUUCGUCGGUGAGAAGAAUAACUACACCAACCUGGACACCAUGAUUGCACAGGGACCCAAUCUAGUGAGAUUCCUAGAAGACUGUGUUAGGUUUCAGAGUGUAGAACCCGAGACCAGCAGUCAGCUGUCAAGUUCACUCGACGAGGAUUCUGAUGACUCUGGCACGGAGGAUGAGGUACUACUCUUACCAGCACCAGGGACACCUGAGAAAGCCCGUCGUCGGAAAGAUCCUGAGAAAGUCAAGAAGAAGAAUGAUCCACCAGCUUCCAGGAGAAGCAGGAACCUCGGCAGGAGUCCAAAGAAAACUGCAGAAGAUAGAACUUCUGCAGAACAACCAGGUCUUGGGGAAAAUCCCAGAAGGCACCGACAAUCAGGACUUGAGAACAAUGACAGUACUAUGGAAAAGACUGCUAGUUGCAAACGGAAAGUCUUUGAUCACCCUGCAGAUAAGGGUCCUUUGGUAGGAGGUGGUAAUGCUGCAGGAGUAGAGGAUGCAGGACAUCCAGGGGAAAACAGGAACAUCGGAUUGGAGGAUAGAUUAAGUGGUGGGGAUGGCAAUGCGGUGAACAGUCAACAGAACGCCAAUUUUACCUCUCCAGGGAUAUCUACGGGUGUUUCCAGGGUUAGCAGUCCUGGUGUAUCCGAAAGUAGAGGGAGGAACAGCAAGAAGCGUCGGAGUGGUGGAAGGAGAAGUCUCUCCCGUCAGCUAAGGGAAAGUAGAACUUUACCGAUAGCACCGCAGAGUGCACCUGAAGGGGAUGGUGUUGCCCAAGAGGGCCAGGAAUCUUGUGUGGUUCUUAGAGGUGUUGCCGGUGAAGAGGAACCCAUUAGGCAAGAAGGUGAGGAGUUUGUGAUCACCAGGAUAAGGAGGGAGGAUACUCUUGAAGAGCCUAGAACAGUAGGAGUUUGUACAACAGCAGCAGAUAAUACAGGCACACAGUCAACUGCACAUGAUCAUCUAGAUGUGGGUAAUGCUGAACAAGUAAAUGAAAAUGAUUACAGAACGGUGACCGAGAAAGUGUCUUCUGUUGAGAGACUAGAUAGGAGCGGUGUCAAAGAUGGUUCCCAAACAGUCACUAGUCCAGGGUCUGCAAAGCAGAGAGGGACGAACAAGAGGAAACGAGUAAGUGCUGGAGAUGUUGAUUCAGACGAUGUGUUCACCAGCAAUCCAACAACACCCCAGGUUGUCAAUCCAUCAACUAUAAAAGGAAGAAUGGGGAGGGGAAAGGACAGAGACACUGAAAGGCAGAAAAGAAAGUCGCGGAGGAGUCAUGCAGAUGCCCCUCCUCAGAAAGUAAGAGGAAGGAGUGUGCGAGUCAGUGGUGAUGAUGAACAGCCAGUUGAGGAUCAUGAGUAUACUGCUGGUAGUCCCUGCAUCAGGGAAGCCCAGCAAAGGGUUCCUGCUAUUCAUGGUGAUCAAAAUUCUAGUGAUGACUUCCAGCAAAUACGUACCCCAGCUUUAGUAAAUGCCAAAAGUGGCCAAGGGAGAAAGAACAAAAGAGCAAGGGGAAACCAAGACAUUGAGAGUGCAAGUCCAGGAAAUGUUACAAGAGGGUCCAAACGGAAAAAUUCCUUAAGAAAUCAUGUCAGUUCGAGUCAGUCAUCCACAGGUGACGGCAAUAACUCUGAAACAGACUUCCAAAUAUCCCACUCAUGCAAAAGCAAUGGCAAAGGUAAAAAAGACCAGUCAAGCAUUGCAAUGGUUAACAAAGACUCCAUGUCUAAAAUACAGGAAGAAAUGCAUAAAAAUGACACAGAACCUAGCAAUGUAGGAGAAGCCUCUCAUUCUGGCCUUCCCUCUGGUUCUUCCCAAGAAAGAAUUGGAGCGGAGGUUCAAGAUGUUCCAAGCAUAAUACAGAAUAUCCCUGAAGAAAGGGCACAACCUUCUAAUGCUCUGAGAAAUACCGGAAGAAAUUCAGAACGAGACAAAAAUCUUGACAGUCAAGCUGAGCAGUCAUUGGAGUUGGUGUUCAGGAGUGAUUUGGGCGCAGAGGAAUCCAGCUUCCUUGGCUUCUCUCAGGACGAUAUUAACGAAACACUCAAUCGAAGUGAAGUCUUUCAGCAGCAGAACUUGGAUAAGGCUGCUCUUAGUGUGUACUGCAUUCCCUCCUCUGAUCCUUGUCCUGAUGAAGAUGGAAGUUCUACUGGAAGCAAUGACUUCACCAUUGGUCUGGUCCUACAGAAGGUGGAGAAUUUCCCGUCAGAGGGUUCAGAAUGGGAAGAGCAAGUCACAGGUUUCAUGAAGAGACUGGACACCCAACUAGAAAUCAAAAGGAGGAGAGAAUCGGAACUCAGUACGCUACCAUCGCCAAAUUUCCACAAGACUGUCUUUGGCUUCGAGAAGGAGAAUCAAAACAUCUUGCCAGGAGUAGUUGAAGAUUUCGGACCAGAGCAUUUGUCUGAUGAUGAUGAUGCACCAGUCUUCCAGGAUGCCAGUGAAAAUGUUGAAAACUGUGAAAAGGACAAAAGAUCGAAAUUAAAUACUAGACGGCGAAGUGCAAGGAUUAAUAGUUCUUUCAAUGCUAGGGUUGCCACACGUUCAACCCCAGUGGAAAGUCUUUCUUAUACGGGAAUGUGCACAUCCCCUUCUAAGAAGAAGAGGAGUGUUUCUUUGUCAAAGAAAGAGCAAUUAUCUGGAAGUAAGCCCUCAGAAACAAAUGCACCAGCUGCUUUGCGAGAGUUGUCACCCAACCAACUUAUGAAUUCCCCACAGAAAAAUGGAGAGAGCGUGCACUUCAGCACUCCCAAACGCUUCAGAAGAAACUUGCUGAAUACCCAGCAAAGUCCUAGUGUAAAGCAUAUUGUGUUGCCACCAGGAACCCCUGUUGAAGAGCAAGAGGUCAUUUCAAAUAAUUAUGUGCAUGAUGACUCUGAGGCUGAGGUCAUCUUCCCAAAGUUUUCAAGCCCUACUCAGAAAGGAUCUAUACUUUCUCCUGUGAAGCACCGAGUGCAUAAACAGAUGAUCAAAUCUAGGCGCCGUUCUGCACCUCUCUUGGGUCAGCGUGAUGUACAAUCAUCACCCCUUCGUCCAAGCAAUCGACAUGACCUUCUCCCAUUUGCGUUUCCACUGUCAUCUAGGAAGUCCUUAUUCAUGAAAGGACGUGUCAAGCGUAUCAACAUCUCGUCUCCUCGGAAGCGAUCCAAGUCUGCUUCCUCGCCGGCCUCCAAAUCCUCCCAAUUCUUGACAUUCCUCAAUGAACUCAAAGCUGGCCUUUCUCCGAUGUUCUACACCUUCAGGAAGCCACACUUCUCGCUGCGCAUCCUGCAGCCUUCCGCAGUGCGGCGCAGACAUCACUACCCGAGGAUGUCCCGGUCUCUCCUUGCACUUAACCUCUGUCUCCCUUCGGAUGCUGAGCUCAGGAUCUACGAGUUCCAUGAUGACGACAGCAUGGACGAAGAGGAGGACCUUUUUGUCAGCCCACUGAAGAACGACUCUACAAGAAAGGAACUUCAUGAUCAAUGCACACAGACUCCACCAUCGAUCCGCAAGCAGCGAAGGUUAAGAUCCCGCAGCCUCUCGGGUGGGAGGAAUAAAAGUGCACCUGCUCCAAAUGUCAACGGAAAGGGGAGGAAGGUAAAAGAAGUUGAACAUGACAGCGUAAGAAAAGGAAAGAGGAAUGUAAAAGUUCAAGCAAGUAGUCCAGAAAUUGAUUCUAUCUUUGAUAUGCCAUCAGGGUAUUAUUUGUAAAAAAAAUGUGGAUAUUCUUUACACCUGUUUGCACUUAUGUCAGUGUUAAUUUGACAGAUGUUUCUUGUUUCAUUAUCAGAGUGUGUGAAUGCAUCACAUUUUAUAAAAACACCCAAUUUUAUGAUAAUCAUUCAGGAGCAAGUGAGGCAUUUGCGAACUAAAUUUUAGAAAGUUUUAAGAAGCCUGGAUGGGAUUGAAGUACAGCAAUCAGUGGUUUGUUUGCUUAGGGCAAAGUGCAAAAUCUUACGUCCUCUCGCGAAACAGUAUUUAAAUCUACAUGUUCAUGUAAAGUACUAUAUUGAUCACUGGAUGAUUAUGAAAAUACCUUAAGCUCUUUAGGUUUAUUUGUACUUUCUUUCGAGCUGAGAUGUUCAUGGUGCAACUGAUUCCAGUCUCUUAAUGCCUUCUGAAUAUUUUGUAGGUUAAGUAUUCAGAUAGAAGCUAUUACCUUGAUUACAAUUCAAACUGUCAAAUUUCCAUUGCAGUCUUAUUCAUUUAUUUAAAGUAAUUCCCAUGUACAUGUAGUACUUGAUUCUUUUGAAAUAUGAUUUGUGUUCAUCAGUCAUGCAGCGUUGGUCAGCACCACUGACUAAGUUCUGUGCAUUAUCGUCAGUUUUCAUGGGGAAUCUGACAACAUUCACUGCCCUGUCUUACAAGGAGUUGUGAUUGGCCUGGGGCUUGCCUUACAAAGAGUUGCGAUUGAUCCGAUCAAUCACAACUAUGCCAGCUACAUUGUACAUCAACAUCUAAAAUACAUGUUCAUAUUCAUACAUUUACUAUUUUCUCGACAAUUCAGUAUGCUUUUCUUUGUUUUCAAAGGACAUUGAGCAAAUUUCCAAAAGAAAAAAAUUAUGACAUUGAUGGAUUUCCACAUACUUGAGAUUGAUCGGAUCAAUCGUAACUCUUUGUACGACGGGGCCCAGAUCAGCCACUGUAACUAUGGAAAGCCAGCAAUGCAUGUUUGUUCAAAAUAUUUCUAGAUUUGAUGUGCAUUUCUACACUCAUCAUCUUCUUGGAAAUUCAUUUGUGGUUCUCUUUCUUUACUAAGGACAUUGUGCAAAUUUCCUGCUGUACUGAAAAUAAUGACAUUGAUGGAUUUCCAUAUAGUUAAGAUUGAUUGGAUCAAUCCUAACUUUUUGUGAGACGGGGCCCUGAAGUCAAUUACCCAGGGUGGAAUCAGAUUCAUGACCCCUGGGGCCCGUUGCAGAAAGAGUUGCGUUUAAACGCAAGUCAAAAAAUCAAUUGCAAGUCCAAAAUGCGCACUGUUGAUUGGUUAAAAAUAAAGUUGCGCAUGAUUUUUAGAGUUGCGCAUGAUUUUUAGAGUUGCGUUUGAUUGCAACUCUUUCUGCAACGGGCCCCUGCAGAUGAUUUGUAAUGCUACUGGAUAUUCUGCCCUCUGCCUUAUGAUAAAGUCAUUAUCGUACUUUUCCUAGUCUGGCAUAGUUUGUCGAAGUCCUUUUCCCUCAUUCGAGAAAUUAACUUUCGCUCCAAUGUGACAUACCCCUAACCCUCAAUCAUCUCAUUCAAAGCAACAUUGUGUUAAUUAUACCUAUAGAUAGAAUUCACUUCCGAUUUGUACAUUUACUGACCUGCAAUCAUGUGGAUUUGCAGUGAAGAGGCAAAUAUGUAUUCCUUCUUUUUCAUCAUUCAUGCUUUUCCUACCUUGUCGUUUUUUACACAAGUAUUUUUUGAGCUAGUUAAAUUUCCUAUAAAGGUAUAGAACGUAGGUCUUCCCUUUUACUGAUUGUACUCGACGACAAAUUUUCUUUUUGUACAUGUAUCAUGUUCACAUUUUGUAAGAAAGUUGUUAGAUGGAAGAAUCAAAUUGUAUUAUUUGUUGUCUGUAGGGGCGUUCUAUAAGUUUGACAAUGCUCAUUUAUUUCCCUUGAUCAUACUCUAUUCAGGAAUGUUUUAUGAUGUGUCUAAUUCAGUACUUUGUGAUAUUCUACCUCCUUUGUCUAUUAUAAAAUCAAAAGAGAUGUUAACUAGUUUAUGAGGCUUUUUAACAUGUCGUGCUUGCAAAAAAAAAGAUUACUUGGUUUCCUUUCGUAGGCUGUUUCGAGAAACUUGCAAUUGAUCGCAAGCCAAUGUUUGGUCCAAAAUCAAUCGAAAGUCAUGCUUUUCUUCGCAAGUUUACAAUAGAUUGAUAGUCUGCUUCUUGCAUCCACAAAUAUAAAGUGAUUUGCUCAAUAAUUGAUCACGGUCCCGGCAGCCACUGAGCAGUGCCAGAUUGACGUCGCCCUAUCCCUUAAAUCGUUGAACGGGAAACGGUAGAAACAACUCACACCUUUUGAAUGUCUUUUGGUCUGACGCGGCCGGGACUUAAGAUCACAACCUCCCGGUCGUGAGGCGAUCACUCUACCAACUGAGCCAACACACCAGGAAAUGUCAGAUACAUGUAUCUUGCGAGCCUUGUACAUUGUAAAUAUGUUAUCGCCAGUGGGCUAUUAAAACAUCAAAUGACACUUAAGCACCCCUUUUUGUUUAGACGAGUUCUCUACAGGAAUAAGGUGACUAUUUUAAAGAAAAUAUGAGCUUUGCUUCCGUCAGCGUUUUUUUCUAAAAUUCAACUUUUUAAAAGCUGCCCUCAGGUUAUUAAACUUUUGCAUUUACAUGUAAAGAUUUAAAAGCCCGGUGAAGAAUAUAUUUAUUUCGCCUGCAACUUCUCAAUGGUGUGAGUUUUUCCUAUAAUGUUCAUGUGAUAUUUUUUCAUGAUAUUUUAUACUUCUUACGGCUAUCUCUACUGUAACAUGAUCUUCUCUGAAAUAUCACAUGCAAAGCUGAAUGAAAGUCUUCCCAAAAUAGCUGUUCACCUCAGACACUAACACAAGUACAUUAUAGAGUGUGUAUGUUAAAAAUACAUGAUUGCUGAAGAUUUCUAUGUUGUAAAGGCCAAGCAAUUGCUACCUUUCAUAUAUUUUGUGUGAAUCACAUAUUUCUUUCAGGAAAUUUUCUAUUC
Messenger RNA from Lytechinus pictus (painted urchin), 8069 nucleotides. RefSeq lists its product as uncharacterized. Lineage: Eukaryota; Metazoa; Echinodermata; Echinoidea; Temnopleuroida; Toxopneustidae. The coding region runs from base 365 to 5110 and encodes 1581 amino acids. The record is from RefSeq and is a predicted model, not a curated record. Gene Ontology annotation, molecular function: zinc ion binding; nucleic acid binding; protein serine/threonine kinase activator activity. The transcript is spliced from 14 exons. Gene Ontology annotation, cellular component: Dbf4-dependent protein kinase complex. Gene Ontology annotation, biological process: positive regulation of nuclear cell cycle DNA replication; regulation of cell cycle phase transition.